Messenger RNA from Ceratotherium simum simum (southern white rhinoceros), 1327 nucleotides. The record is from RefSeq and is a predicted model, not a curated record. NCBI's taxonomy places the organism in Eukaryota, Metazoa, Chordata, Mammalia, Perissodactyla, Rhinocerotidae.
GCGGCGGAGAGGUCCGGCCCGGCUCAGGCCUCGGCCUCCCGAGCGUCGCUCCCCCGCACCGCCUCUGUGCCGCGCCUCGGCCGGAGGUGGCGCUCUGUGCGCCCAGCGGAUCCCGGAGAGGGAGGCUCAGACUCGGGGUUCCUCACGAGCGGCUCCUUUCUGUUCCUUCCCUUCCACCCUCGCGAGUUCUCCCGGCUUAGGCCGCGGCCCGGUCUUCCACGAGGGACUGGGGACUUGGGGACUCGGGGCCCUAGGGUGGGGACGAGGCACGCUGCAGCCCCCUCCUCCGACCUGGGCGCUCUCCUCUCUCGGAAUGUGGGUGGAGGCCUCAUCCAGACGCCCCGGGCACCGGAUUCUGGGCGGGGGCGCGUGGCGGCCGCCAGGAGCCCGGCUGGAGCGCCCGCCCCGCGGCCUCGCCUCCCCGCCGAGCCGCCAGCGCCUCGGGACGCGAUGAGGACCUGGGCUUGCCUGCUGCUUCUCGGCUGCGGAUACCUCGCCCAUGCCCUGGCCGAGGAAGCCGAGAUCCCCCGCGAGGUGAUUGAGAGGUUGGCGCGCAGUCAGAUCCACAGCAUCCGGGACCUCCAGCGACUCCUGGAGAUAGACUCCGUAGGGGCUGAGGAUGCUUUGGAAACCAGCCUGAGAGCCCACGGGGGCCACGCCACCAAGCAUGCACCCGAGAAGCGGCCUGUGCCCAUUCGGAGGAAAAGGAGCAUCGAGGAGGCCAUCCCCGCGGUCUGCAAGACGAGGACGGUCAUUUACGAGAUACCUCGGAGCCAGGUGGACCCCACGUCUGCCAACUUCCUGAUCUGGCCGCCGUGUGUGGAGGUGAAGCGCUGCACCGGCUGCUGCAACACCAGCAGCGUCAAGUGCCAGCCCUCCCGUGUCCACCACCGCAGCGUCAAGGUGGCCAAGGUGGAGUACGUGAGGAAGAAGCCAAAGUUAAAGGAGGUGCAGGUGAGGCUGGAGGAGCACCUGGAGUGCACGUGCACUGCCGCCGGCCCGACCCCUGGCCACCGGGAGGAGGAGACAGGAAGGCGCAGGGAGUCAGGUAAAAAACGGAAAAGAAAGAGGUUAAAACCCACCUAAGGCGGCUGACCAGAUGUGAGGUGAGGAUGAGCCAGCAGCCCUUCCCCGGGACACGGAUGUACAUGGCGUGUUACAUUCCUGAACUACUAUGUACGGUGCUCAUUGCCAGCGUGCGGUCUUUGUUCUCCUCCGUGAAAACUGUCUCCGUGCGCACCCUGGAGAACAAAGAGACAGUAUACGUUUGUUUAAUGUGACAUCAAAGCGAGUAUUGUAGCACUCUGCGGAACAAUGAGAAGCUUCC